This is a messenger RNA of Terrapene triunguis (Three-toed box turtle), 2158 nucleotides long. It is a transcript of the gene KASH5, whose product is annotated as coiled-coil domain containing 155. Gene Ontology annotation, molecular function: dynein complex binding. The transcript is spliced from 20 exons. Gene Ontology annotation, cellular component: nuclear outer membrane; meiotic spindle pole; lateral element. Lineage: Eukaryota; Metazoa; Chordata; Testudines; Emydidae. Gene Ontology annotation, biological process: actin filament organization; chromosome localization to nuclear envelope involved in homologous chromosome segregation; homologous chromosome pairing at meiosis. Bases 1 to 2046 code for a protein of 681 amino acids. The record is from RefSeq and is a predicted model, not a curated record.
AUGCUUUCCCCGCAAGGGGACGCUUCCCCCUGGAUCAGGUAUGAACUCGGCUGCUGUGGAGAAACAGGUCAGCCGGUGAACAUGGAGACCACGUCUAACCCUGCAGCAGUUGCAGAAUUGCCCAUGGUCCAGUCGUCAGAGGCUGAGUCAUGGGAGAGCGCUGCCGUCAGCAGCAAGAGCCGAUGCUCUGAGGAGCACGUACUGACCUGCACGUUUGAAGCCUGUGACCUGGAACAAACAGGACAGGUGUCUGUUUUCCAUAUUAUCGAGUACUUACAGUCUGUGACAGGGCAAAGCUGUGAGGAAGGGAGACUGCAGUUGCUUUACAAAAUGCUGGACCCAGAAGAGAGGGGCGUCACUGUGGAUUUAUCGACCUUCCAUGCUGUCAUGAAGAACUGGAUUGCAGAUUGUCGGCAGGAUGGGGGAUUAGACAGCACGAAGGAGCGAGAUAAGUUUGUGGACAAUAUGUGCCUGUGGCCAUCUGGUAAGUUGAGGAGGCCUGUCUCUAGUGGUGCUCAGUUAGAGGGAUAUGGCGGGGAUGUCAGCAGUGUAAACUCAUCUCCCUACCGACUGCCCCCUUGCCUUCAUUCAUGCCGGUCUCCAAGGGAAGAGGCUGCCGCCUUGAUGAGCAGCAUUGAAGACCUGGAGUAUGGCAACAAAAAGUUGGCUGUGCAGAAUGCCAAGUUGCAGAGGACCAUCGAGGCAGCUGAGGAACUCAACUCCCGCCUCACCGAAGAGCUCUCCCAGCUGCAAGGCAGACUGAGAAGCACGCAACAGGCCCUGGAACAGGCUAAAUCAGUGGCUAGCGAACUAGAAGACCUGAAGGCUAUUGCAAAAAGUCUGGAAGAGGAGAAGGGCAAACUUUACUCACAGGCCCGACAGCUGGAGAAGGAACAGCUGUGCCUCUCUCUACAAGUGGACUGUCUUCAAGAGGAGAACAGGAAGCUGCUCACAGAGAGAGACAGAGUGAAGCAGAAGGUUGCGGGGCUGGUUGCUGAGAAGGCAGAUCUGAAGACCCAGCUCUGUGAAUAUGAAACUCUCCUCUCCUGCAAAGACACUGCCCUUACUGAGAAAACAAACCGUGCCGAAGAACUGACAGCGAUGCUGGCGGAGUACAGGACAGUGGUGCAGGAGCUGAGACUGGAAACAAGCCAGCUGCAGGAGCAGCUGUGCCAAACCACCGAAGACCUGGCCAUGCUGCCGAAGGAGCUGCCCCACGAGCGUAAACCCCACGUUCAGCUUCCGGCACAGCCGCUCUGCGUGGAGAUAGAAGAAAUCCAGCAGGGACGAAAGGCCGAGGCCCGUCUGCCCAGCCCGCUGUGUGGGAUGUGGCCAGGCUCAGGAGCGCCUGCGUCGGCACAGCUGCUUGUCGGGAUGAGUCCCGUGGAUGUCAGGGCGGUGGCAGCGGAGCAGGAUGUGGGCGCGGCCGAUUGCACCCCAGCAUGGCUGGCUCAGCCGAGCCCCACCGGGGAAGCCAAAGCGCUGGCUGAGCAGCAGCAGCGACUGACGACAGAGAUGCCAGAAAGCACAGAGGAGAGGGGAGACUGGAGCUGCCCAGCCAAGGAAGAGCUGUGUGCGCAUGGCGCAGAGGAGCAGCUUAAACUCGCCAGGGGGACCAGUGAAGAGCACAGCUGCUUAUCCUGCGUGGAGACCCAUGUGCUUCCUUGGCCGGAAGGGAAGGCAGCAAAGCCUAUCUGUCUGGAGGCCGGGCCCGCAGACACUCCAUUGUCCAGUGCAGCAGAGAGGAGCUCUGCGGGAGGCCUGCAGCAAGGAGCACUCGUCCCCGUCAAACAGAAGCAGCUGCAGGACUGCUGGUUCGAAACCGUAGCCCCAUGGCUUCGCUUGGGCCAGAUUUUCCUUCUGCAUCGGCCACAGCCCCACCUCCUCCCCAGCCGCCUGCUGCUGGCCCUGCUUGCGACACUCCUCUUGCUGCCAGCGCUGUGCUAUGUGGUGCUGCCAUGCAGGCAGCAGCCCGGCUGGACCAUGCCCACAGGGCUGGCGUGGCCACACCUCCAGCUGCGGUACCUGAGGCCCCCACCUUUGUGACCCCUUCCCACGCAGACAGGAGAAAGCAGCUCUUUGGGGGCCAGGGAAGGUCCAUUUUAAGCUGCUGGCCGUCCUCGCUGGGAGCAGCUCUGACUUGAAGGCAAAUAAAGAG